AUGUCUGAAGUCGGUGAAGCUAGUGCUAAGUGUAAAACACGUGUACAUUUAUCUGAUGAUGCCAAAGAAAUUAUUAGGAAUGUUUAUCAAACUGUGAAAGAAGAUAAUCCAAAUCCAGAAGACGGUAAAUUCCUCAUCAAGACAACAUCUCGACUGACAAGGAUGCCAUAUACAACAGUGUGGAAAAUUGUUACGAAUAGAAUUCAACCUCGUAAAAAGCGGAGUGACUUUUCUACACAUAAAGCAGUAAAUGAAAAAGACGCUGAGGUAAUUAGAAGAGCAAUUUACAAUUUCUGUUCAAAGAACCUAGUUCCAACGCUUAGUAUGAUCUACGAUCAACUUGUUAAAGACUAUUCCAUUACGUAUUCGCCUUCAACUUUAUCAAGAUUUUUGAAUCACAUUGGUUUUCGAUACAAGAAAAUUAGUAAGCAAUCAUCAAUAGUGGAUUCUCCUCGUCUAAUUAAAUGGAGAAAUGAAUACUUGGAUGCUAUAUCUAAAUUUAGAGAUGAAGGAAGACCGAUAUUUUAUCUAGAUGAAACAUGGUUCGAUACCCACGAUACUGCUCAAAAAGGUUGGACAGACGAUUCUAUUAAAUGUGCACCCAAUUAUCCAAUUAAUAGAGGUCAGCGAAUAAUUAUUCUGAACAUUGGAUCCAAAAAUGGCUGGCUUGGAGGGGAAAGUUUUUUACUAUCGGCAAAAAAUAUUAAAGAUUCAAAGCUGGACUACCAUGAAAAUAUGACGAGUAGCUUGUUUAAGGAAUGGUUUGAAAAGAAGGUGUUGCCAAAUUUGCCUCCAAAAAGUGUAAUUGUAAUGGAUAACGCAACGUAUCACAGCGAACAAAUUAGAAAAAUCCCCAGUGUAGGUUCGACAAAAAAACAGAUAUCUGAUUUUUUGUAUGACAAUGAUUUGUACUUUGAAGAAACAUAUACAAAAAAAGACAUGUUGGAAGUUCUUCACACAAAAGUGUUUGAGAAACAAUUUGUUAUAGACGAAUUAGCCAAACGUGAUGGUCAUAAUGUAUUGCGAUUACCUCCUUACUAUUGUGUCUUCAACCCCAUUGAAUUAAUCUGGAGCCAACUUAAGGAAAGUUUACGGCGAAACAACUGCUCUCCCAAAUUUAGUAGCGAAUCGGUGUCACAUGUUGUAGAAGAAAUAAAAAAGAUUUCCCCAAUACUGUGGCAAAAUUGUGUUUCACAUGUUAUAUAA
Molecule: messenger RNA, 1206 nt
Organism: Diabrotica virgifera virgifera (western corn rootworm)
Lineage: Eukaryota; Metazoa; Arthropoda; Insecta; Coleoptera; Chrysomelidae
Exons: 1
Coding region: 1-1206 (401 amino acids)
Molecular function (GO): nucleic acid binding
Source: RefSeq, a predicted model, not a curated record